ACAUACGCACACACACGCACACACACACACACGCACACACACGACCUGCAAGAGGAAAUGAGGAAACACACCGGAAGAGCAGAACACAGAUGAGCUGAAAGAGAUCCGAGGUGCAGCAUGGACAGAUUGAGCGUUUCUCUGCUGUUGAUUUGGGCAUUCAGAUGUUCAGAUGCAUUUAACAUGGACACAGAACAUCCACUGACAUUUAAUGGCAAACAAGAAGACUUCUUUGGCUACAGCGUUCAUCAGUACCAAUCUGAAAAUAGGAAAGAGAUCAUCGUUGGAGCUCCAUUAAAUAAUUCAACAGAGAGAAUUUACACCUGUCUCACAAAUCUAAGGAACUGUACACCACUGCAGCCAGGUUCAGAGAGUAACAGAUGGUUGGAUUUGUCAACUGCUGUGUCGUCUUCUGGUACCACAAGCAUCACUAGUUGCAGUCCAUUUCUUGCACAUGAAUGUGAUGGAAACUCGUAUCUUAAUGGUAUCUGCUACCAGUACAACAGCAGUUUACAGCCGGACUCCAACUUUACCACGGGUUUUCAAGAAUGCACAAAGCGAGAAGUCAAUCUGGUGUUUCUUUUUGAUGGAUCUGAAAGUAUGACAACAGAUCAAUUUAAUUUAAACAAAGAUUUCAUCAUAAAUAUUAUGACAAAACUAUCAAACUCCUCCAUAAAGUUUGCCGCUGUCCAAUUUUCCAAAUCUUUCCGAACGGUGUUUGACUUCAACGACUAUCAGAACAAUCGCGCUGAAGAGAAACUCAUGAAAGAGCCACACAUGCAUGAAAUCACAAACACGCACAAUGCAAUCAAAUACACAUUAGACAAGCUGUUGAAUAACGUGUCGUCUGGAGCAAACCCCAAUGCUACAAAGGCUCUGGUGAUAAUAACUGAUGGAGACCCCAGUGAUGUCGAUUAUGAUAAUGUCAUCAAGUUAUGUGAAGAGCAAAAUGUCCUCCGGUACAUCAUUGGGGUCGGAAAUGUUGGCCUAGCAAAACUGAAAUUGAUGGCUUCAGAGCCCAAAGACAACAACACCUUUUACAUUAAUAAUUACAGCGGACUCCAGGGACUCCUUGGCGAUCUGCAAAAAAAGAUCUACAAUAUUGAAGGUUCACAUGAAACAAACAAAAGCAACGACCGACAGAACUUUGAAUCAGAAUUAUCUCAGAGUGGAUUCAGUGUUGUCUAUCACACUACGGACUCUGUGAUCGUGGGUUCAGUGGGAUCUUAUAACUGGCGUGGAGUUCUGCAUGAAGUCAGAGGAUCUGGAUUCAGACAGACCGAGAUUAAAGAUCCAUCUGUCAAUAAAGACUCAUACAUGGGUUACUCUGCUGUGAUUGGACGUAGAGGCAACAUCUCUCUCCUCGUCUCUGGAGCUCCACGUGCUGAACACAAGGGUCUGGUGACGCUCUUUAACCAAAAUCAAAACACAUGGACUGUACAGAAGAACAUCACAGGAAUUCAGAUCGGGUCGUAUUUUGGAGCGUCUCUGAGCCUGUUAGACGUUGACUCUGAUGGAGAAUCAGAUUUUCUUUUGGUCGGGGCUCCGUUAUAUUACCGCUCUCAGCCGAGGGGAGAAGGGAGGCUCUACAUCUAUACUUUAUCAGAAAAGUCGUUUCUGAAGAUGCUGAACGUGUGCGAGUCAAAUGCAGGCAGAUUUGCUGCGUCUCUGGCGUCACUAAAGGACCUGAAUGGAGACGGGCUGUCAGAUGUGGCGGUCGGAGCACCGCUAGAAGAUGAAGGGACCGGAGUCGUGUACAUCUACCUCGGCGAUAAAACGCACGGCAUAAACCUGAAAUAUAGUCCUCAGCGGAUCUCAGCGAGGUCAGUUCUGUCCGGUCUGCAGCAGUUUGGAGUCUCUGUGGUGGGUGAGAUGGACAUAAAUUAUGAUAAUCUGACAGAUGUUGUGAUUGGAGCACACGGAGGAAUCGUUCUGCUGAAAGCUCGACCUGUGAUGUUUGUAUCUUCAAAACUCAGUUUCAGCCCCAGUGAAAUCAGCAUAAGUAACUUUACCUGUUCGGGGGUGGAUUUGUUUCAUGCAUUCACCCUCACUUCAUGUUUCACUGUGUUCGAGCGAACCAGCAGCACAGGUUCACUGAACAAGGAUCUGAAAAUCUCUCUGAAUAUUAAUCUGGAUGUUGUAAGAGCAAUGAAUCGAGGAUUCUUCAAGCUGCAUAAUUCAACAUCAAGGAGUCUUCAGAAGUCCAUCAUGCUGGUUCCUGAGGCCUCCUGUUUUAACUUCUCAAUCUUCAUGCCACAUUGUGUUCAUGACACGGUGACUCCACUAAAGAUUCAAAUGAAUUUCUCACAAACUGAGUUGCCGUCUGAUCAACCUUCAGCUAUUCUGGACAUCCACAGCCUGACGGAGAUGUUUGUCGAGGUACCGUUUGAAAGGAGCUGUAACAGUGACAAAUGUGUGGCCGAUCUACAGCUGAACUUCAGAUUUAUUAAUGAGACCCUACUGGUGGUGAAUCAAGCUUAUUUUAUGGUUCAUAUAACGCUGACCAACAAAGAAGACAACUCUUAUAACACCAGCAUAGUGAUGCACUACCCAGAGGGCCUGUCGUUCUCAAAAUUUGAUGCUAUUAAGAGUCGCACAACCAGCACCUGUGGCGAUCGAGAUGGCGGUGCUAGGAACAGAACCACCUGCAGUAUCAAUCUACCAGUGUAUCGAAGCGGGACUCAAACUGAGUUUCUAGCAACAUUUCGUGUGACCAAUCGGGACUACGACUGGCCAGAUAUGAUGGACAUGAUCAUCAUUGCCAACAGUGAUAACAACGGUAACACCACUGAUGGCACAGUGAAGAGGAGUAUACCGGUUAAGUUUGCCGUUAACUUGGCUAUCAGUGUGGUGAGUGAAGAUUCUGUCACGUAUCUGAAUCUCUCUCUGGAGGACAGACAGCCAAAAUCUCUCAGCAUCACCUACAAGGUGGAGAAUCUGGGCCUUAAAUCUCUGCCAGUAUCAGUCACACUCCUAUUGGCCUGUCCACAAAAACAUGUGAUGUUCACACCGGAGAGCUUCAGCAUAAACCAGGUCUUCAGUCUCUCUAAUUUAACACAGUGUCAGAUGACCAAUGAGAAACAGGAUGGUUACUGUGGGAAGUUUCAGUGUGAUGAAUUUUCUCUGGAGACAUAUGCAGCUGUUUACUUUAUUCUGACGGCACAAGUUGCGCUUCAAAACACGAAAGAGUUUGAGUCGAGAUUUUCCUUCAACGAGUUCAGGACAGAUUAUGUCUUUAACAUCAUUGCCCAUCUGAACUACAACACAAGCCGCUACAACCAGAUGACGACCGGAUUAAAGGACGACCCCAGUAAAUCUCAGACCACAGUCAGGGUGGAGUUUGUAAUUCUGCCCAGUCGAUUGCUGAUUAUUGGCACGGGUGCUGGAGGUGGACUGAUCUUACUCAUUAUCAUCUUAGUUGUACUGCUGAAGUGUGGUUUCUUCAAGCGCAACCGUCCUGAGGAGUUGAUGACAUAUGGAAAUGGGUUAGAAAGCACACAUCAAGAUGAUCCUCUCAUGUCCAACUGCAGUGAUGGUGAUGGAGGUGCUCCUUCCCCUCUCAUCUUUCACGAAAAUGGAGAGAUAACGACGGAUGAUAAAGAGAUGAAGAGCAACCGUCCUGAGUCAUAUCAAGGUGCUCCUCCCUUUAUCAUCGUUGACGAAAAUGGAGAGAUAAAGACUGGUGAUGGAGAUAUGAAGAGCAGUGAUGGAGAGAUGAAGAGCAGUGAUGGAGAGAUGAAGAGCAGUGAUGGAGAGAUGAAGAGCAGUGAUGGAGAGAUGAAGAGCAGUGAUUAAAAGAUGAAGGGAAGUGAUGGAGGUGUAAGCGUGAAUGGUUUUAAAUGGUCUAAAAAAGAAAAGCUUUGCUUUUGAAGGUCCAAAUACAGAGGUGCCAAGACCACCAUUCUGAUCAAAUGAAAUGAUCUUUCAUGUAGGGUUUUGUGAUAUUUCAUUGCAGUUCAGUUUGCUUGCUUUCAGUUGAACAUAAUUUAGUAUUUUUAGGUUAAGAAUUUGUUUAGUUUCAUCAUUUGUUUAUUUCAAUGUUUAGUGUGUUAAGUACGUGUGAGGGUCUGCAUGUGUUUUAAUAGCUGCUUUGUGUUUUGUUUGAAUAUUUUGUGCUUUAGAGUAUUAAUAUCAGAAGUGUCAGUAAUGUAGGGAAUAAUAAAUGAGACAGAUGAGUUUGAUCGGGUUUAAAUUUGACAGUUCCUCUAAAAGCAGGAGCAGGAUUUAUAUUAACCUGUAUUAUGUUCAGAAUAUCUAUGAACACAUUUUUCUUGAUAGAUUUCAAGCAGAUUUUUCAAUAUAAUUUUUCCUUAUCAUUUUCAUUGUUUUAUUUUUCUUUAAUGUCAAUCCUGUGCUAUGAUCUGUAAAUAACCUUUAUUCUGAAUAUUAUAUGUGAAAUGUAAAAACACAUUGAAUAAUUAGCCAAUCAAAACAUUAAUAAAUCAGUUAAACGUAAGGAAAGCUGUUGAUCCGUCUGUUUAUUGUUAGACUGACAUUUUGUUAUUAAACUAUUGCAUGAUAUAAAUCAAUUUUUAAAAGGGAUAGUUCACCCAAAACUGUAAAUUCUGUCAUCAUUUUCUCACCCUCAUGUUGUUCUUAACCCAUCUGAAUUUAUUUAUAACACAAAAGAAGAUAUUUUGAUAAAUGAUACAAGCAUACAGUAGACUGUACCCAUUGACUUCCAUAGUAGGAAAAACAAAUACUAUAGAAGUCAGUGGGUACCGUCAACUGUGUGCUUACCACCAAUGAUCAAAAUGUUGUGUUGCACAUAAUAAAGAAAAUCAUAAAUAAAUUAUGACAGAAUUUACAUUUGUUUGUGAAUCUCUUUAAUGAAAAGCUUUGUAUUUAUU
Paramisgurnus dabryanus is the source of this 4847-nucleotide messenger RNA. Its product is annotated as integrin alpha-X. Lineage: Eukaryota; Metazoa; Chordata; Actinopteri; Cypriniformes; Cobitidae. Gene Ontology annotation, cellular component: external side of plasma membrane; integrin complex. Gene Ontology annotation, biological process: cell-cell adhesion; cell adhesion mediated by integrin; cell-matrix adhesion. The record is from RefSeq and is a predicted model, not a curated record. Gene Ontology annotation, molecular function: integrin binding.